Molecule: messenger RNA, 3498 nt
Organism: Leishmania braziliensis MHOM/BR/75/M2904
Lineage: Eukaryota; Euglenozoa; Kinetoplastea; Trypanosomatida; Trypanosomatidae
Exons: 1
Coding region: 1-3498 (1165 amino acids)
Cellular component (GO): motile cilium
Molecular function (GO): protein binding
Source: RefSeq, a predicted model, not a curated record
AUGGGAAGUCCGUACAUCCGUUGUCCCACUCCCUCCCUUGCGGAGGAAGCGCUGCACCUUGAGUGGGCCUUCGGCCUCAACAGCGACUACAAGGCUGGAAUCCACAACCUCAGCAGUGGCGGCAGCGGAGGCACUGGCCGAGGUAGAAGCCAAGAGCAGCAGCAGCGAAAGGUCUUCUACACGCUGGCGCACACCGGCAUCUUGUAUGAUGCAAUCCACAACACGCAGAAGCACCUCCUGGGGCACCGGUACUCCAUCAGCAGCAGCUGCUGCAGUCACAAUCACCGCUUCAUCGUGACAGCGGACGAGGGCGAUGUCACGGUGCGCCGGCGCAUUCAGCAGCAGGUGGUGCUCACGCAGUCAGUCAAGGGACACUCGGGCGUGGCACCGGAAGAUGUGGAGGAGGAAGAGCUUCGGGAAGAAGCUGCCAUGCUUGUCGACCCCUCCCUCGCGAAGCGUGACGACGAGGAGGACGGAUCCACCAUGAUUGUGUGGGACUCGGCGACCGCGCUGCCGUUGAAGGUGAUCGCAACAGGCAAGUAUGGCGGUGUCCUGAGCGUCUCCAUGUCGCCGGAUGGCCAAUACCUCGCCACUCUCAACCGCAGAGACCCGCAGGAGAUCAUGAUCUGGGCCUGGACGCAAACGAACUCAGCGGCGGGGGGUGCGGCGCCUGGCAGUGUCGACCUUCUCGCAGAUGUUGGCGUGGCCCCCGUCUUUGUGCGCCGCAUCGCUGCGCGUGAUGAGCAGACGUUCAUUUCCUUCUCGCAGGACCACCCAGAGCUGCUGUGUACGAACGGGCUGCGCCGAGUCAUCUUCUGGUCUUGGAGGGAGGGGGUACUCAAGUACUACUCGCCGCCUAUCCUUCAGCGCCGCCUCAGGGCCUCGGUCGGAAACUUCACGCAAACGGUGUACCUGCCUGGCACGAUGAUGGCGUGCAGUGGCACCGUCGACGGCGAUGUCGUCCUCUGGUCCUUGCAGCCGCAGGACCGCGUCAUCAAGGAGCAGGACAAGUCGCUACUGAAGAUGGUGCGGGUCCACAACGGCGGCGUGACCUUCAUCACAACAGUGCAAGGGUACAUCGUCACUGGCGGGAUGGAUGGCAUCGUCAAGUUCCUAGAUGCAAAGUUGCGGCUGGUAGCGUGGUUUGACGACCUCAACGGCGGCCCCAUCGUCUCCAUCAGCUUCGACUGUGUGCCGUCGGUGGUAACGGUAGAGGAAGCGCGGACGUUGGCGCAGGAGCAGGUCGAUGGUCACCUCCUCACUGAGGGCACCGCCGCGGCAAACCUGUUUACCGCGCCAGAUUUCAUGGUGUCGACGGCGCACAGCAUGAUCAUCGAUGUGUCGGCGAAGGCAUUCCACACUCCCGGCGGCGCCGCACACGCUGGCUCCAAGCCAGCGACUCGCGGACGGCUCAUUGUGCAGGGUCAAGACCGUGCUGUCCAGUGCCUCGCGGCGCACCCGCACCUGCCGCGGCUGGCGAUCGGUGGGUACAGUGGCAAUCUGCAUCUCUGGGACUACUGCGAGAAGCGAGUGGUGCUGCUGAGCCUCUUCCGCAACCUACUGAUCCGCUGCAUGACCUUCGACCCGUUGGGCAAGUGGCUCGUCGUCGGCUUCACUAACGGGGUCAUAAAAGUGCUGGACGCAGAGACACUCGAGGAGGAGCAGACAAUUCGACCCAUAACCAACACCACCGCAGUCGGCACGGCAACUGGCGGCGACGCAGCAGCAACCGGAGCAGCAGUAGAUACGACUCCGUCCUCCUCUCAGGGCAAGGGCAAGCAGAGUAUCGCCGCAGAACAGCAGCAGUCAACAGUGCGCAAGGCAGCCGCCAGCGUAGAAGAGAUCUGCUUCUCCCCUGACAGCCUCCUCAUGGCCACCGCCAACAAUGACGGCUCCGUCGGCUUGUACGAGUAUGUGAACACGCAUGCGACUACCAAGAAGGCGGAGUGGCAGCUGGUGGGCCACCACAAGACACACAACGCACCCAUCUGCGGCCUCCACUUUGGUGCCCACACGACUGGCUUAGAGGGAGCGCUGCGACUCCUCUCCGUCGGCGGCGACAAGCGGCUCAUUGAGUACGAGCUCGUCGACUCCAGCCCCGAAACAGGGCUUCUCUUACGUACAGCACACAAGAUAUCGCAGGAGUCGACGCCGACGGGCUUCGCCUGGCUGCCAGGCGGGUGCUCGCUGCUGGACACAGCAAGCCAGCCGCGCGGCUUCUUUGAGAGCUACGACGACGGCGAUGACGACGGGGCAGAGGACGGUAGCGUGACACACGAACGGGGGGGCAGAGACAAGCCUGACAGAGCAGAAGCCGAAGCAGGAGGCGGUGGUAGCGGCAAGGAUAUGCUGGACAUGCUGCUGAUCGCCACCCGCGAGUAUAAGUUUCAGGUGUACCUCAGCAACUGGAGCCGGCAGUGCGUCAAGACAGUCUUGGCGCCAACGUUUGGCGGCCCGGUGACGCGGAUGGCUGUUGUGCCGGUAGCGAAGCAGUCCGCCGUCCCUGCCUCGUCAUUCUCCUCGUCCCCGCCGCCGUCUCACUGCCUGGUGUACGCAACCAAGGAGAAGGUGAUUGGGCUCACCCAGCUCCCCCUCCGCGGAGACCCGUGCGGCUCUAUCGGCAUCCUCGCCCACCCUGGCAGCAUCACCAGCAUGGUCACCUCACACGACGGUGCCGUCGUCUUUACGGCGGGCGGGCCGGACCAGGCUGUCAUGCAGUGGCGCGUGCGCGGCGACUGCAUCAUGUCACCAUCGGAGUGGACGACUGUCGUGCAGUGCCGGGAGAAGGGUGGUGUGCCACUGCCCCAUCUCGUCGGCGCGGUUGAGGGUGGUGCUGAGGGUGAGCUGAUGAAUGAGGUGGUAGACUACUUCUACUAUGCCCAGAUCCGCGCGCAGGGCGAGGAAACGACAGCGAAGCGCGUGCUGCUUGGGGCGAUUCCGUUUUCCCAGAUGCCGAACCUCCUGCGCUCGCUCUGCUACUACCCGUCCGAGCAGGAGAUCGGGCACCUGACCUACGAGGUGGCGAACAUGUACGGCCCACGAGACGAACCGCUCGCCGAGGUGGACGUGGACGCCAUUCUGCUUGACUUCUCGCAGUUCAUGCGGUUCUAUAUCAAUUACCGCCCUGUGUUCGGCAUCACAAGGCAAGAUAUCGAGGCAGCCUUCCGCGCACUCGGCGCGGAUAGCGUGACGGGGGAAAUCAACCGCGACCGCCUCUUUCAUCUUCUUGCCACCGAGGGGGAGCCACUCAAGCCAAACGAAGUCGCCGCGGCUCUGACGUCGCUGCUCGGCGACGGUAUCCGACUCGAAAUGCUCGAGGAUGCCAUUACAGCACGCGCCUUUGCGGAGAACCUGCUGGGCUUCGAGGAUUAUGACAAUGAGCUUGGACCAGACAGCAAUGGGCAGCGCGGCAACGGCGUGGACGGCGAAGAUGACUACGAUAGCGGCAGCGACAUCUGUGCCGCUGGUGACGAGGUGGACAUCAAAGCAUCCGCAUAG